Messenger RNA from Lolium perenne, 528 nucleotides. RefSeq names its product ubiquitin-ribosomal protein eL40 fusion protein-like. Lineage: Eukaryota; Viridiplantae; Streptophyta; Magnoliopsida; Poales; Poaceae. The record is from RefSeq and is a predicted model, not a curated record. Gene Ontology annotation, cellular component: ribosome. Gene Ontology annotation, molecular function: structural constituent of ribosome; protein binding. Gene Ontology annotation, biological process: translation.
CCGCCCACAAACGACGAUGCAGAUCUUCGUGAAGACCGUCACCGGGGAGACUCUCACGCUCGAGGUCGAGAGCAGCGACACGAUUGACAGCGUAAAGGCCCAGAUCCAGCACAAGCAAGGAGUCAUCGGCACCUCCGACGGCCAUGACGACGACCGGCAUCAUCAGCUGCCAUCUCUCGUCUUCGCCGGGAAGCAGCUAGACGAGGAGGGCGGACGAACGCUGGCCGACUACGGUAUUGGCAAGGAGUCGACGCUGCAGCUCACGCUCGGCCUCCGCGGCGGCUACCCCUACAACGGCCGCGGCUACUACCCCUGGUUCGAGGACCGCAGCCUCCAGGCGCUUGCGCUCAGCUACAACUUGAAGAAGAUGAUCUGCCGCAAGUGCUAUGCUCGCCUUCCUCCGAGGUCCACCAACUGCCGCAAGAAGAAGUGUGGCCGCAGCAGCGACCUGAGGCCGAAGAAAACGUAUCGCUGCUGGUGACAAGCAACUUCACCAGGCCAGCAAUGUCGACUUGCAAACUACCACGA